GACACCCCUGACGGAAAAAGGUGGCUGGCGGACCAACCGCCCCUCGAACCUGGCAAAAGAUAUGUAUGGAUUUAUUAACACCUGUUUGAAAUCGCUGGUAGUUGAGAAGUUUGGCGAGGAGACGUGGGUCAAGCUCAGGGAUGAAGCUGGAGCCCGGGAUACCUUCCUGACAUACGAAGUCUAUAAAGACGAAAUCACUAUACAGUUAGUGUCGGCGGCCUGCACGCUUUUGGGAGCCAAGCCGGAGGUGGUCUUGAGGCAGUUUGGGGAACAUUUCUUUGAGUUCUGCAAACGUUCCGGCUACGAUCACAUGCUGCGGACCUUGGGGGGAGAUUUGUUUGAAUUCACUGAGAAUUUGGAUGCACUUCAUAGCUACCUCGCCCUCUCCUACAAGGAGAUGAAUGCACCAUCAUUUCGUGUAGAGAGGAACCCUGAUGGCACCAUGCUUCUCCACUAUUAUUCAGACCGCAGAGGACUAUGCCACAUCGUUCCUGGAAUUAUUGGAGCUGUCGCAAAAGAUUUUUUCAACAGUGAGAUAACGAUGGAAAUUGUCAACCAGCUCGAGGAGCUGGAGAGAACUGGGAAGAAGGAGCAUGUGGUUUUCCUUGUUACACAGUGGCCAGCUGUUGCUGCUGCUAGGUCCAGUGUGGCCAGCAGUAAAACUGGGCCUUUUCCGAGGACCCGGUCCCUCCAGCCUUUGGCUAACAGCUGUAAUGCCAUGAUCUGGAUCAAAGAGGCUGUUCAUCCAAAGAGAUCCAGUAUCAGUUUCUCCAUGAACAGGAGUCACUGGGAGACAAUUAGGGGGCUGGUUCGCCUUGGGAAAGGCAAACUAUUGAGGGGCUUUGAGCCAGUGUAUCCUAUGACCCUUAACAUUGAUCUGAAGACUUUCUGCCAUGCUUUUCCUUUCCAUAUAGUCUUCAAUGAGCAGCUGGUGGUGCACCAGGCGGGGGUGAACCUCCAGAGGAUUGUCCCUGGGCUCCAGACCACGAGCAUCCAUCUGGACCAGUACUUCAGCAUCGUGCAUCCCGAGGUCACCUUCACCAUCUCCAGCAUCAGGAAGUUCAUCAACAGCCCCUUUGUCCUGCAGACACGCAGGGACACAAUGCCUGAAGCGUGGAAGGACAGGCCUAUGCUGCAGCUCAGAGGUCAGAUGAUCUGGAUGCCCUCCCUGGGCUGUAUGCUCUAUCAAGCCUCUCCUCUCCUGAGAAGCCUUCAGGAGUUGGAGGAGAGAGACAUGCACAUUUCUGACAUCGCACCGCACGACGUCACCCGCGACCUCAUCCUGCUCAAUCAGCAGCGGCUGGCAGAAAUCGAGCUGUCUAAUCAGCUGGAGAGGAAGAAAGAGGAGCUCCGCCUCCUGUCUCAGCACCUGGAGGAGGAGAGGAGAAAGACCGAGAACUUGCUGUACGCCAUGCUGCCCAAGCAUGUAGCCAACCAGCUCAAAGAGGGCAAGACAGUAGAAGCAGGUGAAUUUAGAGAGUGCACCGUACUGUUCAGUGAUGUGGUGACCUUCACGAAUAUCUGCUCCCUGUGUGAACCCAUCCAAAUUGUCCACAUGCUUAACUCCAUGUACCUCCGGUUCGACCGACUCACAACUGUGCACAGUGUUUACAAGGUUGAAACUAUAGGCGAUGCCUAUAUGGUGGUAGGUGGGGUUCCUAUACCUGUCUCCAGCCAUGCUGAGAGGGUGGCCAACUUUGCCCUGGGUAUGAUUUUGGCUGCCAGGGAGGUUAUUAACCCUGUGACAGGAGGACCCAUUCAGUGCUGUUCCUGCACAGCACUUGUCGUGGCUUUCUCUGCUCGUUUUAGAUCCGCGUGGGUCUCCACAGUGGUCCUGUGCUGGCAGGAGUAGUUGGGGAGAAGAUGCCUCGCUACUGUCUGUUUGGCGACACCGUCAACACCGCCUCUCGCAUGGAGAGUCACGGCCUCCCCGACAAGAUCCAUUUGAGCCCAACCGUGUACCAGGCUCUGGAGAAAAAAAGCUUUUCUAUCCAGAAGCGAGGAGAGAUUAAGGUGAAGGGGAAGGGCAGGAUGACCACUUACUUUCUUGAAAGAAACUUAGGAGUCAGCGAGCAGCAGAUUAUGGGUCUCUCAGACCUAGAGGGUGGGGCUGGACGGCAGGACAGCCGGAUGAGCUA
This is a messenger RNA of Xiphias gladius (swordfish), 2138 nucleotides long. Its product is annotated as guanylate cyclase soluble subunit beta-2-like. NCBI's taxonomy places the organism in Eukaryota, Metazoa, Chordata, Actinopteri, Istiophoriformes, Xiphiidae. Gene Ontology annotation, cellular component: guanylate cyclase complex, soluble. Gene Ontology annotation, biological process: response to oxygen levels; cGMP biosynthetic process. The transcript is spliced from 14 exons. Gene Ontology annotation, molecular function: heme binding; guanylate cyclase activity. The record is from RefSeq and is a predicted model, not a curated record. The coding region runs from base 62 to 1852 and encodes 596 amino acids.